AUGUCUGCUGCCGGCAAUCCGCAGUCAGAAGAUCAGUUCCUGUGCUCCAUCUGUCUGGAUGUGUUCACUGAUCCAGUCACCACACCAUGUGGACACAACUUCUGUAAAACCUGCAUCAAUAAACACUGGGACACUGAUGUUCCCUAUCAGUGUCCCAACUGUAAAGAGGUUUUCAAUGUGAAACCUGAGCUAAAGAUCAAUACUUUGAUCUCAGAGAUGGCUGCUCAGUUCAGACAGUCAACUCAACAGAAACCAAAAGAAGUUCCCCAUGACGUCUACUCAGGAUCCAAAAGAAAGACCUGGAUGUUCUUCCUGCUGUGUCUGUUGUGUGUCUUUAUAGCCUGGAAGGUUUCACACCAAAAGAAACAUGUCGUUGGUCCUCAGAAGGAAGAAUAUGAAGCAAAGAAAGCAGAACUGUGGAAGACAGAGGCUGAAAUCCAGCAGAUGAUCCAGAAGAGACGGCUGAAGAUUCAGGAGAUGAAACACUCAGUGGAGCUCAGUGAUGAAGAUGCUGACAGAGAGAUAGCAGAAGGUGUUCAGGUCUUCAGCGCUCUGAAGGAGUCUGUUGAGAGAAACCAAGCCGAGCUCAUCGAGACGAUCCAAGAGAAGCAGAGAAGGACAAAGCAACCAGCUGAAGGCUUCAUCACAGAGCUGGAACAGGAAAUCUCUGAGCUGCAGAAGAGAAGCACUGAGGUGGAGCAGGUCCUACAGUCUGAAGACCACCUCCACCUCCUCCAGAGCUUCACCUCCCUAAAUACUGUUCCACCCACCAAGGACUGGACAGAAGUCAACGUCCGUCCACCUUCAUAUGAGGGGACUGUGGUGAGAGCUGUGAAUCAGCUGGAGGAGACGCUCAGUGAAAAGAUGAAGAAGCUGCUCUCUGAGUCUCAGCUGAAGAGGGUCCAGCAGCAUGAAGUGGAUGUGACUCUUGAUCCUAAUACAGCACAUCCUGAACUCAUCCUGUCUGAAGAUGGAAAACAAGUUAAUCAUGGUGAUGUGAGGAAGAAUCUCCCAAACAAUCCAGAGAGAUUUGAUUUUUGUUUUAAUGUCUUAGCAAAGCAGAGUUUCUCUUCAGGAAGAUUUUAUUUCGAGAUUCAGGUUAAAGGGAAGACUUCGUGGUAUUUAGGAGUGGCCAGAGAGUCGGUCAACAGGAAGGGACAAAUUGCACUGAGCCCUCAGGAUGGUUACUGGGUGAUAAGGUUGUGGAACGAAAAUCAUUACCAAACUCUUGCAAACCCUUCUGUCUUUCUGACUCUGAAGUCUCGGCCUCAGAAGGUGGGGGUGUUUGUGGAUUAUGACAAGGGACUGGUCUCCUUUUAUGACGUUAAUGCUGCAGCACUUAUCUACUCCUUUACUGGCUGCUCCUUCACUGAGAAACUCCUCCCAUUCUUCAAUCCCGAUCUUAAUGACGGUGGUAAAAACUCUGCCCCUCUGACCAUCUCUCCUGUCGGUCACUGAGGAGAACAACCAUUUGAUUUUCUAGAUUCACUUUCAUUUCAUGUAAUGAAUGUUACUGGUGAUGUUUUAUGUGCUCAGGCUUUUUACUCAGGGGGAGUGUGCAAUAUAUUGGUAUCAUCAGAGUAAUAUUAUUGGUGUGUAUGUUCUGACUGCAUGGAUCUAAUGAAUGUUAACUGUAGUUUGUGUGUACAUGUAUCCUGAUAUGCGGUGUGUAAACAAGCUGUGUAUUGUCACCUGUGUUCUUUCGAAUGCCAAAUACAAAUUUCUCCAUAGAGAGA
Messenger RNA from Etheostoma cragini (Arkansas darter), 1736 nucleotides. Its product is annotated as E3 ubiquitin-protein ligase TRIM39-like. The record is from RefSeq and is a predicted model, not a curated record. NCBI's taxonomy places the organism in Eukaryota, Metazoa, Chordata, Actinopteri, Perciformes, Percidae. Gene Ontology annotation, molecular function: protein binding. The coding region runs from base 1 to 1458 and encodes 485 amino acids. The transcript has a single exon.